GUAACACCAGAAGCAUUUCCGGUUUAGACGUAAAUGAAACUAGACAAACGUGUGUUCAAGAAUUUACUUCUAUUUAGGUAUAUAUAUAUAUUUAAAAUUCUAGCCUUGUGGUUUUAGUUGUAGUAUUAUGACAGAAGAGUCGCUUCAUUACGAUCGAAAUAAGCAGUAAUUUGGCGGGUUUCGGGACAGUAACCUUGGUGUGAUAUUGUUGUUUCCCAGCAUUCAUCAUGUCAGCUGUCAGCUUUUUACCGGCGAAGUCCCUGAAGGCAGCAGUUCUGUCCCCGCGUGGAUGGCUUGUGUCAGCACGCAGCACCUUUAGGAAAGCAAGGAUCCUCAAAGAGGUGUUUGCUGAGAGAUCAAAAGAGCACGACAAAUAUGGUGGUGACCCAGACCAACCCCACAAACUGCACAUAGUGACUCGGGUGAAGAGCACCAUGCGCAGGCCGUACUGGGAGAAGGAGAUGGUGAAACACCUCGGCCUCCAAAAGGCACAUGUACCAGUAAUUCACAAAAACACACCUGCAGUCAACAGCCAACUAAAGUUUGUGAAGCAUCUUGUGAGGAUCCAGCCUCUGCAGACUCCCUAUGGGCUGCCCGCUGAGCAGGACAUGGCCGACGCCUUCCUCAACAGCAAGGGCGAGCUGAUAGUGCGGCGCCUUCUCCAACCGGUCGCCCGAAUCAGCGAGUCUUAGCUUCGUCGUCGCUUUGUGAUCCAGUGUUCAAAAGUUGCUUAAAAAAUAAAGUUUUUGGUUUUGCUGUAGUGUGAAAAUAAUGA
Messenger RNA from Oryzias latipes (Japanese medaka), 775 nucleotides. NCBI's taxonomy places the organism in Eukaryota, Metazoa, Chordata, Actinopteri, Beloniformes, Adrianichthyidae. The record is from RefSeq and is a predicted model, not a curated record.